AUGUUAAAUAUUUUACAAAAUAAUCCACCAAAUAUUGAUGAAUUUCAAAAAAUACGUGAUCAAAUUUUAUCAACUUUUGAAUUAGAGUUAUUGAAAGAUGGUGGAGAAUUAGAUUUAAAAAUUCAAAUUUCAAAUUUAACAGAUAUACAAAAACAACAAUUACAAGAGUUACAAGCUGAACAAAUACGACGUGAGUUAUUAUUUACACAACAACAAAAUCGAUUGAAUGAAUUAAGAUUAGCUAGAUUGGAAUUUUGGACAGAAUAUUUGGCAAAAUAUAAUUUAUUUGUAGAACAAAUUCAAAAUAAAACAGAUUUAUAUAGAUUACGAGGGUUUUGGAUAACUAAAAUUAAUAAUUCUCGAUUCACAAACGAAGAAAAAUUAAAUCUUCAUAAAAUACAUGAAGAACAUAUUAGAAUUUUAUUAGAACAAUUGCAACAAUCUGAUUAUCA
Dentiscutata erythropus is the source of this 452-nucleotide messenger RNA. The record is from the annotation of a GenBank genome assembly. NCBI's taxonomy places the organism in Eukaryota, Fungi, Glomeromycota, Glomeromycetes, Diversisporales, Gigasporaceae.